Messenger RNA from Malassezia japonica, 3129 nucleotides. It is a transcript of the gene HUL5, whose product is annotated as HECT-type E3 ubiquitin transferase. Gene Ontology annotation, molecular function: ubiquitin protein ligase activity. Lineage: Eukaryota; Fungi; Basidiomycota; Malasseziomycetes; Malasseziales; Malasseziaceae. The transcript is spliced from 2 exons. Gene Ontology annotation, biological process: protein polyubiquitination; ubiquitin-dependent protein catabolic process. The record is from RefSeq and is a predicted model, not a curated record. The coding region runs from base 1 to 3129 and encodes 1042 amino acids.
AUGGAGUUCAACUUUACGGGGUCGUCGCGGCCCCAGCGCAACAUCAAUCUCGGUGGUGCCGGCGGAAAAUCGGCGGCGCAGCUCGCAGCCGAAGCACGCGCGCUGCGUGCAGAUCGGCACAUGCAAAAGCAGCGAAAUGUGGCUGCGACUCGCAUCCAAGCGGCGUUCCGCGCGUAUGGCGACGCGGCGCGCACGCGCGGCGCGUACUUGGCAGACCUUGAUGGCGUGCAAUGGCCGCACGUCGUUCAAUGGGCAGCGCAUCUGCCGGAGGAUGCGUGGAGUAUCGGCGGCGAAGCGUGGCACACACUCCUUGCGCUUGUCGUGCGCCAGAUGCUGCACAUGCUCGAGCACCACCCCAAAAGCCUCGGUGAGCUGGCCGGGGCGUACAUCGACGCGAUGGCGAAACUGGUGCCGGCGCAGGAGUCGUACGCCGAAGCACAGGCGCGUCUCGUGCGCUCCAUGCUGCGUCACGGACUUCACCGCGCACUGGCAGCGUACAUGGAGUCGCUUCCGGUGCAGCGCACACAGGACGCAGGGCUCUGCAUGGAGCUAAUGCUCCGUCCCUUUGCCGUCUUUUCCACAAGCAGCGACGCUUUUGUCGAAGACGUUGCCGAUUCCGAGGCGCCAGGCCGUGCCGUUGCGCUGCGCGGCUUUGUGGCGUCGGUGCUGACGCUGCCGCACCUCUCGGCCCGAUUGCCUCUGGGCCAUGUACAGACCUUGGCCGCUUCGCUUCCGCUGGACGAAAUCGAGGCGCAUACCCAGACCCUCGGAAGCUACUAUGACCUCGCUACGCACGAUGAGGCGCUGAGCGAGAACCCGAUUCAUUCGCCGUACCUCCUUGGCAAUCUGCUGCUCCUUGCCUCGAAGCGGGUGCCGCGUAUGGACGGACCUCAGCUGCAGUCGUACCUCGUGACGCUCGCGCUGCUUCAAAACGCACUACCGCCGUCUACGUUUGCAGCGCCCACGGCCGAGCACGACGCGGUGCAGGCUUCGGUCGGCUCGCUGAUGGACGGCGACAAUGAGCCGCAAGGCGAAUCCCAAUCAUACCCUACGCUCGACGAGGCGAGCUACCACAACCUCCGCAUUCUCGUGUCCGAUUCGCAUCUGCACGCGAUUCUCGCACAGAGCACAAAGCACGCGUCGCGGACACGCGGCCCUCUGUGCGCGUUUCUGGUCGCGACGCUGCAUGCCUGGCCGAGCGCCGAGUGCGAAGGCGUGCUCACGACGGUGCUCUAUGGCUACGACCACAGCAUCGGCCGCUCUGCACACGCCGCGCAUCUGCCGUCGGUCGGUGCGAUCGUGCGUGAGCUGUGGCGCGGCUAUGUGCGUGGCAACAAGCUUGCACGGCAGCUCGGCACGUCCGGCGCCUCGGCGCGCUUGUUCGAAACGCGCAAAGCGCUGGUGGAUGAGUCGCUCAGGGAAGAGUGGCCGGUGCUCGUCGUGCUGUGCCAGUUGUACGGCCGCUGCCUCUUGACGAUGGGCGACGACGAGUUCUACCCGCCCGACCGCCUUGCGUCGGGCGGCAAGAACCCCCUUUCGCUCGAUGAGCUCGUGACGCUGAGCGGCAUGCUGCGUAAUCUCGCCUUUGUCUUGUACUGGCACGAGGAGCUUGUCGGCGACGGGUCUGGCAGUGCGGUAGUGCCAGGCACGAGCAUGCCGCUCCUUGCGCUCCGUGAGCUCGCAACGCGACUUUUGCAGCAGCUGCAUACCCGUGAUGCGCGUCACGCCUUUACACCCGAGGGCCAUUGGCACAUGCUCAGCCAGCAGGACCUUGCGUCGUUCAUCCAGUCGGUUGUGCUGGAAGAGCGCGACCUGGCCACGCCGCGCGACGAGAUGGACGUCGACGAUGCGCCCCGUGCUGCGCGGCUGCGCCACUCGGUCUUUUCCGCGCGGACGCUGGCCUUUAUCAGCCCGAGGCUGGGUGUGUUGAACAACAUUCCCUUUGUGAUUCCGUUUGAAGUGCGCGUCGAAAUAUUCCGGCAGUUUGUGCGCAACGAUGCCGAGCGCUUGCACAUUUCCCGCGACCUCUUUUCGCGUACAAGCCGGCACCGUGCGACGGUGCGCCGCGAGUCGAUUGCGACCGACGGCAUGGCACAGCUCAACUCGCUAGGCCCCCGUCUGAAAGAGCCCGUGGAAAUCGUCUUUAUCGAUCAGUUUGGCCAACCCGAAGCCGGAAUUGACGGCGGCGGUGUCUUUAAAGAGUUCCUCACGACCCUCACGCGCCAGGUCUUUGACACGGACCGCGGCCUGUGGCGGACAAACGAGCGGCAGGAGCUGUACCCCAACCCCCACAGCUAUGCGCGGCAGCCGGACCAGCUCGAGUGGUACACCUUUUUAGGCCGUAUCCUCGGCAAAGCGCUGUACGACGGUAUUCUCGUCGACGUCAAGCUCGCGAGUUUCUUCCUGGGCAAGUGGCUCGGCCACCAAGGCUACCUGGACGAUCUUGCGUCGUUGCACAGCCUCGACGCCGCGCUGUACCGCGGCCUAAUCCAGCUCAAGAACUACACGGGUGACGUGGAAAACGACUUUGCGCUCAACUUUACCGUGUCCGACGAGGAGUUUGGCGUGACACACACCACCGAGCUCAUCCCCGGCGGCGCAGACAUUCCCGUCACGAAAGAGAACCGUUUGUCGUACAUUUACCACGUGUCGCGCUACCGUCUGAGCAAGCAGAUCGAGCCGCAGUGCCGUGCUUUCUUCCAGGGCCUCUCGGAGCUGAUCGACCCCCGCUGGCUGCGUCUGCUGAGCCGUGACGAGCUCGGGGUGUUGGUCAGCGGCACCGACUCGCCCAUCGACCUGGCAGACCUGCGUGCGCACACCGUCUAUGGCGGCUUCCACGAAAAAGACCUCGCAGUGACCUACUUCUGGGAGGCCCUCGAGAGCAUGGACCAAGCCUCCCGCAAAGCAUUCCUGCGCUUUGUCACGAGCUCGCCCAACCCCCCUCUGCUAGGCUUCAGCGAGCUGAACCCCCAGUUUGCCAUCCGGAACGCCGGCGACGACGUGACGCGUCUUCCUACUGCCUCUACGUGUGUGAAUCUGCUCAAACUGCCCGCGUACGCAUCGCGUGCGCAGUGCCUCGAAAAGCUCCUCUAUGCGGUCCACAGCGAGGCCGGCUUUGAUCUCUCGUAG